Molecule: messenger RNA, 441 nt
Organism: Colletotrichum higginsianum IMI 349063
Lineage: Eukaryota; Fungi; Ascomycota; Sordariomycetes; Glomerellales; Glomerellaceae
Product: LSM domain-containing protein
Exons: 2
Coding region: 1-441 (146 amino acids)
Cellular component (GO): NatC complex
Source: RefSeq, a predicted model, not a curated record
AUGAGCGUGCAAUGCGUCCCGAGGUGUGCCGUCAUCUUCUUACGAACAACUCAAAGAUACCAAAAGAGCAAUGCGCAUCAUUGCGACCAAGGAGCUGCCAUGGAAAAAGAAGAGGGAAGAGGUUUCUUGACCUCUCUUCUUAACAAAAACCUGCGCAUCCUCGUCACUGAUGGCCGCAUGUUCUUGGGCCAGUUCAAGUGCACAGAUCCGGACCGAAAUGUCGUUCUAGCACACGCCUACGAGUACCGUCAGCCGUCCGCGCAACAGCGAGCUGAACUAUCCCGGCAAACCACCGAUGGAUCAGGCACCGUUACGAUAGACAUGACAUCCCGGUAUCUGGGCUUGGUGGUCGUUCCGGGACAGUACAUCGUCAAGAUCGAGGUGGAGGAGUUUGCAAGCCAAAUCAGGGGUCAGAACCCAUACGCAGAUGUUGUCAUUUAA